Molecule: messenger RNA, 1447 nt
Organism: Salvia hispanica
Lineage: Eukaryota; Viridiplantae; Streptophyta; Magnoliopsida; Lamiales; Lamiaceae
Source: RefSeq, a predicted model, not a curated record
AUGCGAGGAGGAUUUACAAGACAAGGACGCAGGUUGGCUCUUCUCGAUGAUGAUGAAGAAAAUGCUCAUGAGGGAGAAAUUCAUGUCGAAGAGGAAGAAGUGGAGGAAAAUGAUACAGUGAGCGGAAAUGGUACAGUUAAGGACCAUCCUACACAUGAUCAAGAAGGUCGUAUAUUCAUUCAUCUCAGGAAUGAUGGAUUAUUGCACCCUUCCAGAGCUGUGGCGAACAUAUUGAAUGAUAUUUUCCAAAAUAUAGUGCACCCAACCGCAUUCUCACAAGCAACUCUUGAUGAUUCAUGCAUUGAAUCCUAUUGGCAAGAAUUUAAGGUCCAUGCCAAUAUUGAGAACUAUAAUCAAGAUCUUGCCAAAGGUGCUUUUCGUACAAGAUGCAAGCGUAAGUAUGGCAAUCAUAUCUACAGACUGAAAAAUAGGAAAAGAAAGCCUGCUUACUUCAUGGAUGCAUUGUGGGAAGACUACACUAAAGCGUGGAAGAUGGCUGCAUCUAUCAAGGUUUCCGAGAGAUGCUCGAAGAACCGUAAACAAGGAUAUGAGAAAGCUCCCGGCACACAUUAUAACGGAUCUGUUUCAUUUGCCAUUACAGUGGAAAAGAUGAUUAAAGAGAAUAAUGGGAAGAUGCCUAAACUGAAAAAUAGGAAAAGAAAGCCUGCUUACUUCACGGAUGCAUUGUGGGAAGACUACACUAAAGCAUGGAAUACGGCUGCGUCUAUCAAGGUUUCCGAGAGAUGCUCGAAGAAUCGUAAACAAGGAUAUGAGAAAGCCCCCGGCACACAUUGUAACGGAUCUGUUUCAUUUGACGUUACAGUGGAAAAGAUGAUUAAAGAGAAUAAUGGGAAGAUGCCUAAGUUUGUAGAAUUUUAUAUAAGGGUUCACACGCGAAGAGGCAAAGAUUCACCGGGGGAGUUGUGUUCGCAGCGCGCCAUAGAAAAAAUGGAGCAAGUUAAGGCAAGAGCCGAUGAGUUGCGGGCUGCUGGGGAAGUAGAUCCAGAUUUUGAUCGCAUUUACCUUGACCUUUUUGUGAAGAAUAUGAAGAGAAAACAAAUUCCCGGAGCUGGACAGGCCACAAGCAUUUAUUUCGCUGAUGCUAGCAGUUCGUCCACUGGGGGCUCAGGCGUUAGCACGGAAGAGUUACAAGCAAUGCGAGAACAAAUCACAAUUGAGAUGCGCGCGGAGCAGGAGCAGCGAUAUGCGGAGCUGGAGAUGCAAAAUGCAGCGUUGAAAGCGGAGCUGGAUAGUCAAAGUGCAGAGCGUGAUGCUGCUUUAGCGCGUCAAAAAAUGGAGUUACGCGCUGAAUUUGAGAAAGAAAAUGAGAGGAUGUUAGAACUAUUGUUGGAUCUUACUAAAAAGGUUAACCGAAUUAGUAAAAACUGAAAGUGUAAGUUUUGAACUAUUGUUUUGUUUUAGAACUAUUGUUGGAUUUAAUGUAAGU